CCGUGGCAGCGGCCGGUUGCGGUUACCCGAGAGAACUUUCCACCGACAGCCGUCUGGGCCGUAGCGUGCCGUCGCGACGGGUCGGCAGCUAUGGCCAAGGAUUUCUUGGGGGAAGCAGGGCUGCACUUUGAUGAGCUGAACAAGCUUCGGGUGUUGGACCCAGAGGUUAUCCAGCAGACCAUAGAACUCAAGGAAGAGUGUAAGGAUUUUGUGGACAAAAUUGGCCAGUUUCAGAAAAUAGUUGGUGGUCUAAUUGAGCUUGUGGAUCAGCUCGCAAAAGAAGCAGAGAACGAGAAGAUGAAGGCCAUUGGUGCUCGGAACUUGCUGAAAUCCAUAGCAAAACAGAGAGAAGGCCAACAGCAGCAGCUGCAAGCCCUAAUAGCAGAGAAGAAAAUGCAGCUAGAAAGGUAUCGGGUUGAAUAUGAAGCUUUGUGUAAAGUAGAAGCAGAACAAAAUGAAUUUAUUGACCAAUUUAUUUUUCAGAAAUGAACUGAAAUUUUCAUUAUUUAUA
Molecule: messenger RNA, 511 nt
Organism: Myodes glareolus (Bank vole)
Lineage: Eukaryota; Metazoa; Chordata; Mammalia; Rodentia; Cricetidae
Product: intraflagellar transport protein 20 homolog
Biological process (GO): protein localization to cilium; cilium assembly
Cellular component (GO): ciliary base; centrosome; ciliary basal body
Source: RefSeq, a predicted model, not a curated record